AUGCGUCGCGCCAGCCGAGACUACACCAAGUACUUGCGCGGCUCCGAGGAGCUGGGCAGCGGCGCCGCCCACGAGAGCGCCCCGGCCCCGCCGCCGCCCCCGCCGCCCGCGCACCCGCACCCGCCGCCCGCAUCCCGCUCCCUCCUCGCCGCCCUCGUCCUCCUGGGGCUGGGGCAGGUGGUCUGCAGCGUCGCCCUCUUCCUCUACUUCCGAGCGCAGAUGGACCCUACUAGAAUUUCAAAAGAACAUGCACACUGUGUCAGAACACUUUUUGGACACCAAGAAAGUACAGAUUUGCAUGAUGCCUCCUUUGAAAGUCAAGAAGCCAAGUUAAUGCCAGAAUCCUGUAGAAGUGUGAAACAGGCUCUCCAAAGGGCUGUGCAGAGGGAAGUCCAGCGUGCUAUGGGAAGAAUGCCACCAAGACCAGAAAAAGCUGCAAUGGAGGCACUAGGACUUGAACUGUACAAGAGGAACAAACCUGAGAAGCAGCCAUUUGCCCAUCUCAUUAUUGAUGAUAAGAAUAUUCCAUCUGGAACUCGCAAAGUAAACCUCACAUCCUGGCAUCAUGACAAAGGCCAAGCAAACUUAUCAAAUAUGACAUUCAACGAUGGAAAACUAAUUGUUAAUCAAGACGGAUUUUACUACAUUUAUGCCAAUAUUUGUUUUAGACAUCAUGAAACUUCAGGAAACUUGACUAAAAGGGGGCUUCAGUUGAUGGUGUAUGUGAUUAAGACAAACCUUAAAAUAAGGCGCUUUGAUGUGUUGAUGAAAGGAGGAAGCACCAAAUACUGGUCAGGGAAUUCAGAAUUUCAUUUUUAUUCUGUAAAUGUAGGGGGGUUUUUUAAGUUAAAAUCUGGUGAAAUGAUAAGUAUACAGGUAUCAAACCCAUUGCUACUGGAUUCUUCACAAGAAGCAACUUAUUUUGGAGCAUUUAAAGUUAGGGAUUUAGAUUGAAUCUUUCUUUAGUGUGCUGAAAAGUUUGAGUUUUCAGUUGUCCAAAAACAACUUGAAGGACUGAAAAUCUUCUGCAACCCGAGUACAUCUGUAUAAGCCAUAUAUCUCUAAAAGACAUGGUUAUGUCCCAUGCAGGCUGGUUUUGACUCCAGCAGGAGUCCUGCAAAUAUAUGGAAGGGCAAAAUGACACAGUUCUCCUGAUUUAGUGUUAAAGCAGUUUUACUUACUGGCCUCACUAGAGUCAUUGUGCCUUUUGCAUUGGUGUAGUUGAAAUCGAAACAAUUACUAUUAUUGAGCUUCUGUUUCCACGUUCUGCCCUGAUUACCCUUACUAGUCUUGGUGCAAACAUAGGGCAGGACAGAACUUGGCUCUCAGCUUGCAUUUAGGGCUCCAUUUUGUUUGUGGUUGAGUGUUCUGACCCUGAGACAAGAAAAGAUUAUGAAAGUGUGACUAAUCCCAUUGCAUUUGAUGUGGCUUUUCACAUGUUGAAUUGAGGCUGAUUUUGCUUUGCUGGAUUAGGGUUGGAGAGCUCAGACCAUGGCAGAAAUGGGUUGGAGAGCAGCUAAACAGUUCAGCUUAACUUUUACCUGAUUAAAAGGGCCAUUCCAGGGAGAAGGGAGAUCAUCUGGCCUUGCAGUUCUAAAGAGUUAAUUACAGGUCACGUCAUUAUUCUUGCACAGUUAAUUGCGAAUAUAGAUUGCCAAACUAUGGUGUGCCUUUAAGUAUUACAUUGUGCCAGAACCUGCAAAGACAUUUUUUAAACAAAAAGUAUGUAUUUUUGUAUUCUGUAAUAUCUAAAGUUAUAUUUCAGGUGUAAUGUUUUGUGUAAAAA
This is a messenger RNA of Hirundo rustica (Barn swallow), 1786 nucleotides long. It is a transcript of the gene TNFSF11, whose product is annotated as TNF superfamily member 11. NCBI's taxonomy places the organism in Eukaryota, Metazoa, Chordata, Aves, Passeriformes, Hirundinidae. Gene Ontology annotation, cellular component: membrane. Gene Ontology annotation, molecular function: tumor necrosis factor receptor binding. The transcript has 5 exons. The record is from RefSeq and is a predicted model, not a curated record. Gene Ontology annotation, biological process: immune response. The coding region runs from base 1 to 954 and encodes 317 amino acids.